Molecule: messenger RNA, 1758 nt
Organism: Diabrotica balteata
Lineage: Eukaryota; Metazoa; Arthropoda; Insecta; Coleoptera; Chrysomelidae
Source: the annotation of a GenBank genome assembly
AUGGCAUUUCAACAAUUUCAGACGGAUAAAAUUUGUAGAACUUGUUUAUCGGAAGAGAAUCUGCUACGAUCUCUAUUUACUAUUGAUGAAUCUAUUGCUGAAAAUUUACCAUUAGUGGAGAUGUUGAUGUCUUUUACAUCAUUGCAAGUAAUAAUGGAUGACAACUUGCCACACCAAGUAUGUAUUCAAUGUGCCUACUACAUUCAGAGAGUUUUUUCUUUUAAGCAAAUGUGUGAGAGGUCUGAAACUGUUCUUAGAGGCAUGAUAAACAGCCAAUUGCAAAGAGAUUUCUUGGAAUUGAAACCUUUAUUAACUAGUCAAUCUUUAUCACCUGAUUGUACUGGUACUUUACUGGAAAGCCAGAAUCGAACUGUUAGUGAAUUAAAGUCAGAACUGACAUUAUCAAAUUCUGUUUCAGAAAACAUAGUUGUUAACGAAGUUAUCUCAUCUAGUAAUGAAGCACUUAAAAGCGUAGAAUCUAUUCAAUCUUAUUUAGAAAAUGUUGGUGAUCAUCUAUCUGAUAAUGAAGACAUUAAGAGUUGUGGUUUAGAUAUCAAGUAUACUGAAUUUACUGCUGUGCAUUUUUCUAAUAGCAAUGAAGGAGUUAUAGAUACAGGUCAAGAUAAAAUAGUUCAAAACACUGUUAAUAAUAAAGAUACAAACCAACCACAAAAUGAUAGAACUAGAACUGAUGAAACUGAAGAACCUAUAUAUCCUUGUGAAGAAUGUACUCUUUGUUUUACUACACAGACUGAUUUAAAGGCACAUAGUAAAAUUCACUAUAAGUCAGGCCAGAUUAUUUGUAAGAUUUGUAAACAAGUAUUUUCCAGUCAAAGCACAUUAUGUAGACAUAUGAAAACACACAAUGGAGCGAGAAAGCAUGUUUGUAAUGAAUGUGGUAAAGGAUUCACCAGAUCAGAUGAUCUCACAAGACAUUUGCGGACUCACACAGGUGAAAAACCAUUUAAAUGUGAAGAAUGCGGAAAAUCUUUUGCCCAAUCAUUUAGAUUAUUAGAACACACAAGAGCACAUGCUGAUAAAAAGACCUUUAUAUGUUCAGUUUGUGGGAAAGCAUUUUCGAGAUAUACAAGUUUUGCAGCUCAUAGUAAAACCCACAGUGGUAUAAAGAAUGUGAUUUGUUCUGUUUGUGGCAAAGGGUUAUGUGGAACAGGAUCUUUGGCGAUACACAUGAAAACUCAUACUGGAGUUAAAGAUCACAUAUGUCCAUUCUGCGGAAAAGGAUUUACUACACCUAGUAAUUUAAAUAUUCAUAAACGGAUACACACAGGUGAAAGACCUUACGUUUGCAACGAUUGUGGCAAGGGAUUCCCUGACCUGUCUCGUCUUACCGUCCAUUCGAGAUUACACACAGGAGAAAAACCUUACGUUUGUUCAACGUGCGGUCGGGGUUGCAUAACUUCCUCUCAACUGAAAAAACAUAUACGAAUACAUUCUGGUGAAAAGCCAUAUCUGUGUCAACUAUGUCCAAGGGCGUUUAUAAGGAGCGACGAUUUAAAAACACAUGUAAAGACUCAUACAGGUGAUAGGAGCCAUGUGUGCACCUACUGUAAUAAAGGUUUCUUCCAGGCAUCAACUCUAAAAGUUCACAUGAGGAUACAUACUGGCGAAAAACCCUACGACUGCAAAAUAUGUAAUAUUUCCUUUUCUCAAACAGGUCCCUUAACGACUCAUAUGAUGAAGGUUCACUGCCAUCUACUGAAGAAAGAAAAUGUAGAACAAAAUAUACAAGGCAGUUAA